Messenger RNA from Syzygium oleosum, 1343 nucleotides. RefSeq lists its product as uncharacterized. The transcript has 7 exons. The record is from RefSeq and is a predicted model, not a curated record. Bases 40 to 1200 code for a protein of 386 amino acids. NCBI's taxonomy places the organism in Eukaryota, Viridiplantae, Streptophyta, Magnoliopsida, Myrtales, Myrtaceae.
GUAAGUCUACGUAUUCAUUUUUCCAAAUGGUUGGUUUUGAUGAUAAGUAUUAUCAGUACGAUAAUCGAUGGGCGCGCUCAAGCGAGAAUCCUUGCAUCAAACAAAGUUACAGGCUUCGAUAAGCCUAAAGGAGCGGUAAAAACCAUUGAGAGUUAUGAAACUGGUGAAGUGAUCGAUUGUGUUGACAUCUUCAAGCAACCCGCUUUUGAUCAUCCGCUUCUCAAGAAUCAUACCAUGCAGAUGAAACCAAGCUCAAAUCGAAAAGCGAAUGGAGCCGGAUAUGUGGAAGGUGCGUUUAGUCAAGCUUGGUGGAAAUAUGGUGAAUGCCCAGAAGGAACAAUUCCCAUCAAAAGACCACAAAAUCAUACCAAUCAUCAUGUUACACCAAUGAUUCCACACGUGAAGCGACUCAAUUUGAGCGGGAAUGACUUCAGUGCACCAUAUAGACAUGAAUAUGCUGUUGCAUUUAUGCAAGGUGGUAACUUGAUGGGAGGUCAUGCACGAUUUAGUGUGUGGAAUCCUACAGUAAUGGAUUCAGAAAUCAGUUUCUCUCAAAUUUGGCUCGGAUCAGGCCCCGAUGAGAAUGUGAACACUGUGGAGGCUGGAUGGAUGGUUAAUAGAAAACGGAGGAGUGAUAGCACGGAGGCAGAGAUUUUCAUAUAUUGGACAAGUGAUGGCUAUAAGAAAACCGGUUGCUACAAUCUCGAAUGCGACGGAUUCGUACAAACAAAUAAGAAGAUUGCUCUAGGUGGUUUGAUUCGACCAGUUUCCACCUAUGGUGGACAGCCAUAUGACCUAACUAUAGACAUUACGAAGAAUGAUUUUACCGGGUGGUGGUGGCUGCGCAUUCUGGACAUAGAAGUAGGAUACUGGCCCAGGGAAAUCUUCACUUAUUUGAAAGGCCCUGCCGAUCGAGUUAUUUGGGGCGGAGAGAUAGCUAGCAAUAAACCAGGUGGUAGUCAUACGGCAACACAAAUGGGGAGCGGCCAUUUCCCUUAUGAAGGCUUUGGAAAGGCGUCCUAUUUCCGCAAUCUUAAAGUCGUCGACGACAGAUUCAUUGAGAGAGACCCGGAGAAUCUCGGGAAGGGUGUGACAAGACCUGAAUGUUAUGACUUACUGCACAAUGCGGACUCGCCCGAUUUUGGAGUCAAUUUCUAUUAUGGGGGCCCCGGAUUUUCAACUCAGUGUGCAAAUUGGUGAACAUAUUAUAACAUGCUUCAUACCCUAAUAAAAAUGGCUCAGUCAAGUGUUUAGCAAUAAGUACACCGGUGCUUUUGAAGGAAGUAUUGCUAGAUGGUUUGAUAUACUUAAUGUUAUUAGAGUCACUUAUGACAUAUAUUGAU